Serendipita indica DSM 11827 is the source of this 1362-nucleotide messenger RNA. Lineage: Eukaryota; Fungi; Basidiomycota; Agaricomycetes; Sebacinales; Serendipitaceae. The record is from the annotation of a GenBank genome assembly.
AUGGACGCUGAUCCAGCGCAAUUACUACAAUAUUAUCGCAGAGCUGCAGAAGAUGCAGGUGUCUUUAAACGACAAGGUCCAGAUGAACCCACGUCGACGGGCUCUACGCUCCCUCCAGAAUCUUCUACGGCACUCACAUCGUCACUUUCGACUGCUUCAACUGCUUCAACACUUUCAACGGCUUCGACGCGCUCAACUGCAUCCACUUUGUCCACUCGUUCCACCCAAUCCUCAAGUUCAAGCCGCCCCCCUAGUUCCGCUGUGCCCAGUUCAUCUACAGCGAUUAUGACCACGACUUCAUCCGCAAUCCAAACAACCGAUUCGCAGGGACAAGUCAUUACUAGCUUCAUUUUUGUCUCAGCAACGAGUACCGUACCUGCUACCACCGGAGGCGGAACUCAGGGUAAAUCGACUAAUACGGGUGCGAUUGUGGGUGGAGUUGUCGGAGGGAUCGCGCUCGUUGUCCUCGUUGCUCUUGGCAUAUGGCUUGUGCGCCGGAAGAUGAAGAAGGAUGAGUUUGAAGCAAACAUCUUUGAUCUAGACCGAAACGUAGAACGUCCGACAUCUAUGCGACCCGGUCAAAACUUUGAUAUGGCUGCUGCGGGUGUCACUGCCGGGCGAACGAGCGCAGCCGAAAGAGAGGCAACGAAUGUGACACCCUAUCCAUAUGCUCCCACAUCAACUGGACCUGCAACGGCGUCUCAUUACGGAUCAAGUGUAGGUGGUCAGCCCGAAAUGCAACAAGCGCAUACUGGACUCGCAUAUUAUCACGAUGUGCCACAAGCCACAUACCAGGACAACAAUUAUGGUAAUUGGAACGCGAAUACGCCUACAGUCAACGUCGGAGAAACGUUCCCGAACCCAUACGGGCCUAACUAUCACCCAGCGGCGAUGGGAGGUGCUGCGGCGGCUGGUGGUGCCGCUGCCAUUGCUGCUCACCGUGGCUACACAACCUCUCCGUCGAAUGCGUCGUCCUACCCGGCUUCUAGCUAUCCACCUACAUCGGUUUACUCGCCUCCACCACCAGACACUGGCCGUAUCUCUCCCAACUCACCCCCGAUGGCAGCGGGAACAUCCCUUGCGCCGACGAAUGCCCGUAGUGCAAAGGAGCGCGAAGCAUUCUCGCGGACGUACCAAAAUCAGGGUUAUAUGGUCUCAAAUCAGAGCGAAACCGGUGCACCAGCCCGCUCGAAUCCUUCCCCUACGCCGUCUCGCUCGUCCGCAGCUGGAGGAGCUGGCCCAACGUCGCCUGUUCGUGUCCAUCAGGAUGGUGGACGCGUACCGGAUGCAGAUGAUGAUGACGCGGCUGGGGAGAUUCCGCCAACGUACGACUCGAUACCUCGUGACCACGUUGCGAGGUGA